Messenger RNA from Stomoxys calcitrans (stable fly), 1709 nucleotides. RefSeq lists its product as uncharacterized. Gene Ontology annotation, molecular function: long-chain fatty acid-CoA ligase activity. The record is from RefSeq and is a predicted model, not a curated record. Lineage: Eukaryota; Metazoa; Arthropoda; Insecta; Diptera; Muscidae. The coding region runs from base 126 to 1709 and encodes 527 amino acids. Gene Ontology annotation, biological process: fatty-acyl-CoA biosynthetic process; long-chain fatty acid metabolic process. The transcript is spliced from 3 exons.
ACACAUAUCAAAUUUGUUAUACGCGUAGAAUUUCGAACUCAUACAAAUUGGCUUCGCAUAAGUUCUUGUACAAUUAUGCGAUAAGUUUUCAGUUUCAACUAUGCGCUGCAAUCAUACGGUCAAUAAUGGCUAAAGUUGUCGGAACCACAUACGAUGAGGAGGGAAAAGUUUGGUCUGGCCCCAUAGUAAAUGAUUUGUACGGCAGUGAUGUGACAUUGGCCAAAGCAAUUGUGAUGCAAUUAGAAAAAACACCUCAAAAAGUUAUCCAAAUAAUUGAUUCGACUGGAGAGACGUUAACAGCUCAGCAAUUUUUGGAUUAUUCAACUGCACUGGCCAAAAACAUGUUGAAAAUGGGAUUAAAGUGCCAAGAUGUGGUGGGUCUUUAUGCCCAACAUUCGCUGCAUGUGGCCACUGUGAUGAUGGCCUCAUUUCUGUGUGGUACUCCAGUGAGUGGAGCAUUCUAUGGAUUUGAUAUAGCCUUUAAGGCCAUUGACCAUUUGCAAUUGGCAGCUAAGGUUGUACUAUUGACAGGCAGCGUCGAAGGUGUUACACAUAUCUCGGAGUUAGUACAAACCGAAGAAAUAUCUUGGGAAUAUUCCCAGUUUCCUUGUGCAAGUCUUAGUGGUUCAGACACGGCUGUGAUUUUAUGUUCAUCCGGAACAACGGGCACUCCCAAAGCAGUAAUGUGCUCCAACCAAGGACUACUCCAUAGCAAUUUUUAUCCAACAGCCACUGGUGAAUCGAUUAUUCUCUUAUUUAGCACAAUGUAUUGGGCAUCGGGCAUUUUAUCGUUAAUCGCAAGUCUCCUCCAUUCUUCUCUUCGAAUUAUACCUCAUAAACCCUAUAGCCCAGAAUAUUGUCUGCAUCUCCUUAAGCAUUAUAAAGUCACUCACUUCUUUACCACGGCUUCCCAAGCAAGCGAAGUUGUUCUGAACUACUCUAAGCAGGAGAUACGUGAAUCAUACAAAUCAAUCGAUACACUUUUGAUUGGUGGUUCGAAAGUUCCUCAUCUACUUCAAGAGACUUUAUUGGAUAUUCUUGCUGACAAUAAGCAUGGGCCAGGAUUGUGUAUUGUCUAUGGUAUGACUGAAAUCUGUGGGGCUAUUGUUGCCUCUGGUGGAUAUCCUUUUGAAUUCAAACUUUCAAGCGAGGGUAAAAUAUUUCCUAACAGAAAAAUUUGCAUUGUUGAUGAGCACAAUGAAAGACUGGGUCCCAAUGAACCCGGAGAAAUUCUGAUCUACACGCCCUAUACAUGGCUGGGCUAUUACAAUGAUCCUGAAACAACGGCUAAGGCAAUGCAUGAAAAAUGGAUACGUUCCGGCGAUGUUGGAUAUUUUGAUGAUGAGGGUUUCUUACAUGUGGUGAGCCGUACCAAAGAAAUGUUCAAAUGGAACAACUUUCAGAUAUGUCCGCAACCAAUUGAAGAUGUACUACUGCGAUUACCGGGUGUGGCAGAAGUUUGCGUUUUUCCGAUUCCCGAUUUAAUUGCAGAAAAUUUAGCAGCCUGCGCCAUCGUCAGGGCCAAAAAUGAAGAGGGUAUUAAGCGCACGGAGGAUUGUGUGGGUAAAUUCCUCGAUAAGCAUCUGGAUAAAAUGUACCAUAUGCGAGGUGGCGUUUAUUUUGUGGAUGCCAUACCAAAAACAACUUCGGAUAAAAUAUUAAGGCAACAGGUACCUGCAAUAGUUAAUGCACAUUAUAAAAUUGUUUGA